UUCUUAGGCAAAAUAUAUGUCUUUAUUCAAGCAGUAAAGCGUUCAUUGGCUAACAGUUUUACUUUUAAUUUCUUUUAUAUAGGAAAAAGUCUAAGUAUGUUGUCUGCAAUAAAUGUUUGUCUAGAACUUGAUGGAAACUCUUCCACAACAUCAACAAUUUUAUCAGAAAAAGUGUCAUCAUUACCAAAGGAAAUAUUUGAUUUUAGUUAUCCUGAAAUACAGGAAGCCCUGCUUACGCUUUUGGGAAAUGAAAAUUCGUUUCAAUCACAUGUACAACUGACUCAAGGUUACUGCUUAGAUUUUGAAAUUUUAAUGGAUACAAACCGAAAAAUAGCAUUGACAAGCACAGAAGCAAAUCAGCUGAAAGGUGAUCCCAACCUCAAAAGGAUAGCAGUGCUGUGCCCACCUUCAACUGCUUUCUAUAAUCCCUCACGACACCCAAAGGGCAGGUUAGCAAUGAAGAUAAGACAUUUAAAUCAACUGGGAUACCAAGUUAUAUUGGUUUCUUAUAAAGAAUUCCAAAAGCUGGAGAAAGAAGAGGCAGUUUUGUUUUUCAAAAGACAAAUAUUUUUGGCAGAAAACAUUUAGCACCUGAAUAAAGUAUUCAAGAUGGCUGA
Messenger RNA from Protobothrops mucrosquamatus (brown spotted pit viper), 617 nucleotides. RefSeq names its product FAST kinase domain-containing protein 2, mitochondrial. Bases 97 to 588 code for a protein of 163 amino acids. NCBI's taxonomy places the organism in Eukaryota, Metazoa, Chordata, Lepidosauria, Squamata, Viperidae. The record is from RefSeq and is a predicted model, not a curated record. The transcript is spliced from 4 exons.